AAGAAGAGGAAGAAGGGAGAGAUGGAAAAGCCAGGCAGGCCCGGUUAUCUGCGUCGUGGAUCGGAGGAGAUAAGACAUGGGAGAGAAAGGCAUCAGCUUGGACGAAAUAAAGAACGAGACCGUCGAUUUGGAACAUAUUCCGGUGGAGGAAGUCUUCGAGCAGCUCAAAUGUUCCAGAGAAGGAUUAAGCUCAGAGGAGGGAGUCAAAAGGCUCGAAAUUUUUGGCCCGAACAAGCUCGAGGAGAAGAAGGAGAGCAAGAUCCUCAAGUUUUUAGGGUUCAUGUGGAACCCUCUGUCCUGGGUCAUGGAAAUGGCCGCCAUAAUAGCCAUUGCCCUGGCCAACGGCGGCGGCAAGCCGCCGGACUGGGAAGACUUCCUUGGAAUAGUCGUGCUGUUGGUCAUUAACUCCACGAUAUCGUUCGUCGAGGAGAACAACGCCGGCAACGCGGCCGCCGCUCUCAUGGCCGGCCUUGCCCCCAAAACAAAGGUGCUUCGAGACGGGCGGUGGGCCGAGCAGGACGCGGCGAUUCUGGUCCCCGGUGACAUCAUCAGCAUCAAGUUGGGCGAUAUCGUCCCGGCCGACGCGCGCCUCCUCGAGGGGGAUCCCUUGAAGAUCGACCAGUCUGCGCUCACCGGCGAGUCGCUCCCCGUGACGAAGAACCCCGGCGACGAGGUCUUCUCCGGAUCCACCUGCAAGCAGGGCGAGAUAGAGGCCGUCGUCAUCGCCACCGGCGUGCACACCUUCUUCGGCAAAGCAGCGCACCUCGUCGACAGCACCAACCAGGUCGGCCACUUCCAGAAGGUGCUCACCGCCAUCGGAAACUUCUGCAUCUGCUCCAUCGCGAUAGGGAUCUUCGUCGAGCUCAUCGUUAUGUACCCGAUCCAGCACCGGAAGUACCGGGACGGGAUCGACAACCUCCUGGUGCUCCUCAUCGGAGGGAUCCCGAUAGCGAUGCCGACGGUCCUGUCGGUGACGAUGGCGAUCGGGUCGCACAAGCUGUCUCAGCAGGGCGCGAUCACGAAGAGAAUGACGGCGAUAGAGGAGAUGGCCGGCAUGGACGUGCUCUGCAGCGACAAGACCGGGACGCUGACGCUCAACAAACUGAGCGUCGACAAGAACUUGAUUGAGGUCUUCGCGAGAGGGGUCGAUCGGGAUCAGGUCGUCCUAAUGGCGGCCAGAGCUUCGAGGACCGAGAACCAGGACGCCAUCGACGCCGCCAUGGUCGGAAUGCUUGCAGACCCAAAAGAGGCGAGGGCGGGCAUACAAGAAGUCCACUUCUUGCCAUUUAACCCAGUCGACAAGAGGACUGCGCUGACAUACAUCGAUGCUGACGGCGAAUGGCAUCGCGUGAGCAAAGGAGCUCCGGAACAGAUUUUGAGCCUCUGCAACUCCAGAGAGGAGGUUAAGAGAAGAGUUCAUUCUAUCAUCGACAAGUUUGCCGAGCGCGGGCUUCGGUCGCUGGCUGUUGCCCGACAGAAAGUACCAGAGAGGACGAAGGAGAGCUCAGGUGGGCCAUGGGAGUUCGUCGGAUUGUUGCCUCUCUUUGAUCCCCCAAGGCAUGACAGUGCAGAAACAAUCCGCAGAGCUCUUAAUCUUGGCGUGAACGUGAAGAUGAUUACUGGUGACCAGCUUGCAAUAGCUAAAGAAACUGGUAGAAGGCUUGGAAUGGGGUCAAACAUGUAUCCUUCCUCCUCGCUCCUUGGCCAAACUAAGGAUGAAUCAAUCGCUGGACUUCCUGUCGAUGAGCUGAUUGAGAAGGCUGAUGGUUUUGCUGGAGUUUUCCCUGAGCACAAGUAUGAGAUAGUGAAGAGGUUGCAGGAAAAGAAGCACAUAUGUGGUAUGACAGGAGAUGGUGUGAAUGAUGCACCGGCGUUGAAGAAAGCUGAUAUUGGCAUUGCUGUUGCUGAUGCCACAGAUGCUGCAAGAAGUGCUUCUGAUAUUGUCCUCACUGAACCUGGUCUCAGUGUCAUUAUCAGUGCUGUACUUACAAGUAGAGCCAUCUUCCAGAGAAUGAAAAACUACACUAUAUAUGCUGUUUCUAUUACAAUCCGUAUUGUGCUUGGUUUUAUGCUUAUUGCACUGAUAUGGAAAUUUGACUUCUCACCUUUUAUGGUUCUGAUAAUUGCCAUACUUAAUGAUGGUACUAUCAUGACAAUCUCCAAAGACCGGGUGAAACCAUCUCCGUUGCCUGACAGUUGGAAGUUGAGGGAGAUUUUUGCCACUGGUGUCGUUUUAGGAUCUUAUUUAGCUUUGAUGACUGUCAUCUUCUUCUGGGCUAUGAGGGAGACAAACUUCUUCUCAGAUAACUUCAAAGUUAGAUCAAUAAGGAAAAGUGACCAUGAAAUGAUGGCUGCUCUGUACCUUCAAGUUAGUAUUGUUAGCCAGGCUCUCAUUUUUGUCACAAGAUCACGCGGUUGGAGCUUUCUUGAACGCCCUGGACUUCUAUUAGUCAGUGCCUUUGUUAUUGCACAACUUGUUGCAACUCUUAUUGCUGUCUAUGCUAACUGGAGUUUUGCCAAAAUCAAAGGCUGUGGCUGGGGAUGGGCCGGAGUUGUGUGGCUGUAUAGUCUAGUUUUCUACAUCCCAUUGGACCUUUUCAAGUUCUUCAUUCGCUAUAUUCUAAGUGGAAAAGCGUGGGAUAAUCUCUUCAAGCAGAAGACUGCCUUCACCACAAAGAAGAACUAUGGAAGAGAGGAAAGGGAAGCUCAAUGGGCUGUUGCACAGAGAACGCUUCAUGGCCUCCAAACACCUGACUCCACCAAUCUAUUCUCUGACAGGAGCAGCUUCCUUGAGCUCUCUGAGAUCGCCGAGCAGGCCAAGCGACGAGCUGAGAUUGCUAGGAUAAGAGAGCUGAACACUCUGAAGGGUCAUGUGGAAUCAGUUGUCAAGCUAAAGGGGCUCGACAUCGACAACAUCCAGCAGCAUUAUACAGUCUAGGACUCUUACAGAUGUGUGGCCAUUAAGGUGAUGCAGUACAAAACACUCAAAAGUUAACUAGAGAUCAUUAUAUGAUGUAGCAGAUAAAAUAUUGCUCAAUUUCCCCCUAUUUUCAAUUUCACAUAGUUCUGCUGACCUCUUAUUAGGAAAAGCAGAAUUACAGCACUUUGAUGUUCUUUUGCAAUGUAAUUAAGCUCCAACGCCGAGUUUUAAAUUGCACAAAUGUUUGAAGAUAUUUGAUUCAUAAAGUAUAGCCUUGAGAACCAAAAAAAAGGAGGUUUAAUGUUGUUAGA
Zingiber officinale is the source of this 3231-nucleotide messenger RNA. RefSeq names its product plasma membrane ATPase-like. The transcript has 16 exons. Gene Ontology annotation, cellular component: plasma membrane. Bases 77 to 2938 code for a protein of 953 amino acids. Lineage: Eukaryota; Viridiplantae; Streptophyta; Magnoliopsida; Zingiberales; Zingiberaceae. The record is from RefSeq and is a predicted model, not a curated record. Gene Ontology annotation, biological process: regulation of intracellular pH; proton export across plasma membrane. Gene Ontology annotation, molecular function: P-type proton-exporting transporter activity; ATP binding; ATP hydrolysis activity.